UGCUAACACACACACAAAAAAAAAAAAUCCUUUUCAGGAUCAUCCAAAUCUAAACAUAAAUUGUAUCAACUACAAAGGUGUCAGUGCUCUGCACAUUGCUAUCAAGAAAGAAAACGAGAGACUGGUCAAACUUUUGUUCAGCCGACACGACCUAGAUUUCAGGGAUGCUGCCUUGCACGCUGUAGCAACUGGAAACACGGAACUGACAAAAACGAUUCUUGAUGCCAUACACGCAGUUUAUCCUGGAAGCGAAUUUUAUGGUUACAAAGAAAGUCCCGAUUACUCUCCGGAUAUUACACCGCUAAUUUUGGCUGCUCAUUGUGGAGACUACCAAAUGGUGCGCAUGCUGAUCGAGAGAGGCCACACUAUCGAAAAACCGCACGCCCCAACUUGUUAUUGUUUGACAUGUAAGCAGCAGAUCGUUGAAGCUGGAUCCUCUAUUUCUAGGAUUCGUCUAAAUGCCUAUAAAGCCGUAUGCAAUCCUUCUUAUAUCUGUCAAGUCACUAAUGACCCUGUCUAUUAUGGGUUUGCAUUGGAUAAAGAAUUGAAAGAAUGUGCUCUCAUGGAUAAAGAAUUUAGAGCUGAAUAUACAGAAUUGGGUGAACAAGUUCGAGGUUUUACAGUUAGCUUAUUGUCGGAAUGUCGCAACACGACUGAAAUAGAAAUGCUACUGAAGUUACCAUGGGGAUAUACCGGGACACAUAUGAAAGUAGAAUUUCCAAGAUUGCAAGUGGCGUUGGAUUACAAUCAGAAAGAAUUUGUUGCCCAUUCUAUGGUGCAGCAAGUGCUGACCACAUACUGGCUAGGAGAGUUUCGAUCUUGGCCUAGGUUGCAUUUCCCCCGCAAAGUGUUGCAUGUGGUAGUGAGGAUCCUCUUGUUGCCUUUCAUAUGCUUUUGUCUCAUCUUCAUUCCUCAGCUAAGACCUGUUAAGAAGCUCAAGGCACCUAUUAAUCGAUAUUUACUAAGUUUGGCGUCUUUCUUGAUAUUUACUAUGUCUGUCUUCUUAUUAAAUCAUUUGGAUACGGGGAACUUCAAGAGAGGACCUCCACAUACAGGUCUUGAAGCUAUAAUAGUAAUUUUUGUUCUUGGUCACAUAUGGUCUACUUUUCGACAAUUCUGGGUAGAAGGAGCGAAAAGAUUUUUCAGCGUUCCUUGGCAUUGGUAUGACAUGAUAAUGGAAUUUCUUUUCGUACUCACAUUUAUGCUGUGGAGUAAAUCAUUUUUUGAUGCUAAAGCAGAUCGAAUUAAAAAACAAAAGCCUCUGGAGAGAAAAUUUUGGUCAAGCUUGGAUUCCACGCUCCUCCACGAAGGAUUCUUUGCAAUAGCAACUAUACUCACCUUCGGCAAACUGGCAUACUAUUGCUUACAGAGCUCCAGACUAGGCCCAUUGCAGGUAUCCCUCGGAAAGAUUUUCAUGCAAAUUGCCUAUUUUCUCCUAUUCUGCUUCAUAAUGAUUCUGUGUUUCGCUAUACCUAUGACCAGGUCGUACGCAUACUAUACCGGAAUGACACAAACCACUGCAGAAGGGCAAAGUGUAACCCAACUGUCUUCUUUCAGCACGUUUACAAAUUCUUUCUCCACUUUCUUCUGGGCUAUGUUUUGCAUGUCUCCAGUGGAGUCGGCUGAUGUCGUAGUCGAAAAUUUGUCCUCAGACAAAAAGAAUCCUGUCAUAAAUCAUCAUGGAUUCACUCAGGCUGUGGGAAGGGCGCUCUUCGCCACUUACGAACUCUUGAUGGUGAUUGCCUUGGUGAACAUCCUCAUAGCUAUCCUAUCCAACACAUUCCAAAAAGUUGUCGACAAUGCCGAUGUUGAAUUCAAAUUUGCUCGAACCAAGCUCUGGACACACUUUUUUGAUGAAUCAACGAGAGUUCCAAGUCCCUUUAACCUUAUUCCAAGUAUGAACAUGUGUAUUUCUUGUCUGAAUUACUGCAAGGCCCUUGCGAACAAGACGCCAGGGGCGAAAGCAAAGUUUUCUUUCACGAGAUGCUGCUACAUAGAAUAUGAGAAAGAAGGAGAAGUGGAUACUCAUGCAUAUGAGACUCUUAUGACAAAUCUCGUUCAGCGUUAUUUCAGAGCACAAGAACAAGAUUAAUGCUAUUGAAAUAGAGAAUGUAGAAGCUUACCUCAGGAAUAUUAAUUAUUUCUUUCUUACAUUUCGAAUUAUCGCUCUUUGUAAAAAGUUAAU
Messenger RNA from Stegodyphus dumicola, 2185 nucleotides. Its product is annotated as short transient receptor potential channel 4-like. Gene Ontology annotation, cellular component: cation channel complex; plasma membrane. NCBI's taxonomy places the organism in Eukaryota, Metazoa, Arthropoda, Arachnida, Araneae, Eresidae. The record is from RefSeq and is a predicted model, not a curated record. Gene Ontology annotation, molecular function: store-operated calcium channel activity; protein binding; inositol 1,4,5 trisphosphate binding. Gene Ontology annotation, biological process: regulation of cytosolic calcium ion concentration; calcium ion transmembrane transport.